Molecule: messenger RNA, 1734 nt
Organism: Baudoinia panamericana UAMH 10762
Lineage: Eukaryota; Fungi; Ascomycota; Dothideomycetes; Mycosphaerellales; Teratosphaeriaceae
Exons: 5
Coding region: 1-1734 (577 amino acids)
Biological process (GO): transmembrane transport
Molecular function (GO): transmembrane transporter activity
Source: RefSeq, a predicted model, not a curated record
AUGGCGGACAUCGAGAAGAACGACUUGGCCCAGGUAGAAACGAACCAGACCGACACAACACUUGAGAAGAUUCCAUUAGAGAAGCAAGAGACUCUUCAGGAGGUCGACAUUGCCAAUCGACAGGCUUUCAAGGGUGAUGAUUCCGAUGGCAAGGUUGACUGGACCGUGCACAAGCUCAUUGCUGCGGCCUUCCUGGCUAUGUUAUACACCGGGUCUCAGAUCCUGCUGUACUUCGCUGGCGCGACAUUGAGCUUCAUCGCUGCAGAGAUCGGCGCUGCGGAUGCUAUCGGCUGGCUUCCAGUCGCCAACACCCUUGCCAUUGCGGCAGUAUGUCCCUUUGUCGGCUACCUGCAAGACCUCUUCGGCAAGAGGUACAUCGCUAUUUUUGGCGCGCUGUUGCUCUGUAUUGGCUGCAUUGUGCUUGGCACUGCACACCAUCUUCCAGCAGCCCUUGUCGGCAUGGCUCUUGCUGGAGCAGGCGCAGGUAUAGGUGAGCUGAGCGGCCUUGCUGGACUCGCCGAAAUCGUCCCGGUAAAGACUAGGGGUUACUCACUUGCGAUCCUAACGGCAUUCGUUCUGCCCUUCUGCCCUUACGUUCUGUACAGCGAGCUGUUCUCGCACCGGUACACUUGGAGGGUGGGCCCAUGGAUCUCUCUCGCCUACAACGCCAUCACUGCUCUCGGUCUGAUAGUCUUCUACUUCCCACAUGCACAUGUGCGAGCGGAAGGCUUGUCGUGGCAAGCGGUCGUCAAGCGCAUUGAUUUCCUGGGUGGCUUUCUGUCCAUCACUGGUCUUACUCUUCUACUCGUUGCUCUGCAAUCGGGAGGCUACGAUCACCCGUGGCAAUCAGCCUAUGUCUUAUGCACGCUGCUUGUUGGCCUGGCUCUACUCGUUACCUGGGGAGUGUGGGAGGCUAAGUUCGCCCGCCAUCCGAUGAUCCCGGCGGAGCUUUUCAAAGGCCAGCGAGUUGUCGCACUGUCCUACUGCGUGGCUUUUGUUGCUGGCAUGAAUUUCUUCUCGCUGCUCAACUUCUGGCCGCUCACCAUCUCUACAGUGUGGGAUCCCGUUCCAGUUAAGAUCGGCCUUCGAGGCAUCUCGGUUGGUUUCUCCACUGCAAUAGGUGCCAUCUUCUGGAACGCACUGCUGUCGGUCUGGACGGGUGGCGCAAGAUGGAUCCUGGUCAUGGCAGCGUCCAUUCUUACCUUGUUCGGCGGGCUGCUUGCCACGAUGACGCCAGACAACGUCGUGCAAACAGUGGCUUUUGCAACAAUUGCCGCAUUUGGGCUUGGGGGUGUCAUCGUUCCGGCCGCCACAGUGGCUAUGAUAGCCGCUCCGGAUGCCGUGAUUACAACGUGUGCAGCACUAUCGUUGUCUGUACGAGCCGUGGGUGGCGCGAUCGGCUACAGCAUUUACUACAAUAUUUUCGUUGGAAAGCUGAAGGCCAAGUUGCCUGUUAUGGUCGCGGAGUACGCCAUUGCCGCCGGUUUACCAAUUAGGGAGGCUACAGUCUUUGUCGAGACUUUCUUGACCGUGCCAGCACAGGCCGCGAAGAUUCCAGGUGUCACACCCAAUGUGCUCGCGGCGGCCUUGAAGGGGUUCCAGUGGGCAUACGCCGAGUCCCUCCACUAUGUCUGGUAUACAUCUAUUGCUUUCGGCAUCUUGUCCAUUAUCGCGGGUCUGUCAAUUCCGAACACCAACCGGUUUCAAACGAACAGAAUCGCCGUGGCUUUGUAG